AUGGUUCACCGCCGACGUGAUGCCGGUACAGACUCAGAGCGUGAAGCGUGCAACCUUGAUGCUGAAGAUCAAGACAUGCACGACCUGGGGGUCAAAAAUAUGGAAGACGGCCCCUCUAACAGUAACGCGAGAAGUGACGAGAAUAGUAUUGGACUCCACCGCGGAAGUUUGAGCAUAUACCCAAGUUUCUCCUCUGUGCGACUCAACAUUCUCCUGUGUCUGACCCAACGUUGUCCUGGUAGCUUCUGGGAAACCAUGAUUCGCCUCCGUCACGCAAGGAAGGCCGCGAUACGCCGGGUGACACCGGACGCUCGGCGAGAACAAAGAGGCCUGUGCCCCUGGCUUCGCCCUGGUGCGAUGAAUAUAAAGGCGCUCGAGAACCACCGUACAGUUGCCCCGUCGAGUCGGUCCAUCGAGCACAUACCUGGGCUGUCUAAAUUGGAGGACCGGACAUGUAGGAGGGAAAUGUCCUUUAUCCUGUCCGAAACGUGA
Cordyceps militaris CM01 is the source of this 492-nucleotide messenger RNA. RefSeq lists its product as uncharacterized. The coding region runs from base 1 to 492 and encodes 163 amino acids. Lineage: Eukaryota; Fungi; Ascomycota; Sordariomycetes; Hypocreales; Cordycipitaceae. The transcript is spliced from 4 exons. The record is from RefSeq and is a predicted model, not a curated record.